This is a messenger RNA of Melospiza melodia melodia, 9564 nucleotides long. Its product is annotated as zinc finger protein 271-like. Gene Ontology annotation, biological process: regulation of transcription by RNA polymerase II. The record is from RefSeq and is a predicted model, not a curated record. The coding region runs from base 380 to 3001 and encodes 873 amino acids. Lineage: Eukaryota; Metazoa; Chordata; Aves; Passeriformes; Passerellidae. Gene Ontology annotation, molecular function: DNA-binding transcription factor activity, RNA polymerase II-specific; RNA polymerase II cis-regulatory region sequence-specific DNA binding. The transcript is spliced from 6 exons.
CCGGGCGCUGUUUGCUCCCAGCUCCCUCACAGUGCUCCCAGUAAGAGCGGGACUCCAAGGGAAAGCGCUCCCAAUUCCUUCCCGCUGAUCUCAGGAUCGCUCUCGGUGCUCCCAGGAUCGCUCCCAGUGCCGCGCGGGACGGGCCCGCUGUGAAACCCGCCCAGGGCAGAGCGCGGCUGCUUUUGGGGGUCUGCAUUGCCCGGGCCGGGCUGGGAGCGGAGGAGGAGUAGGAGGAAGAGGAGGGACAGAGGAGGAGGAGGAGGAAGAGCAGCACCAACACGCCGCGGUUUCCCCGCUCAGCCCGCCGCUCCCCCGGAUCCGCCAGCAUCGCCCUCUCCGCCGGAACCGGCAGGAUUCGUUAUUCCCAAACCUUGGCAGGAUGAAAAAGGAGGAGGCCGUGAGCAAGAGGAAGAUGGCCCGGGAGCCCCAGGCAGAGAAGGAGCUGAGGAUGGAGAGCAGGAGGGACAAAUCCCCACAGCAGAACCUCGUGGAAGAGGCUGUUUUGAGCAGCUCCACAGCACAGGAAUCCAAUGGGGAGGAAAAGCCCCGGAGAUCCCUCCUGAGGAGGGGCUGCAAACGCAGAUCACGGGGAUCCGAGGAGGAAAGACCCAACCUGGACCAGGGAGGCGGCCGGAGCUCAGAGCUGGGGGUCCAUGAGCAGCUUCAGGAUGGGGAGAAGCCCCAGAAGUGCCCAGAAUGUCGGAAGAGCUUCAGCAAGAGAUCCUACCUGAUCUGCCACAUGAAAAUUCUCACAGGGGAAUGGCCUUAUGAGUGUGAUAAAUGCAAGAAGAGAUUUCAGAGCAGCUCCUCUCUCCUCCAGCACUAUUGGAUUCACACAGAUGAGAGGCCCUUCCAAUGCCGUGAGUGCGGGAAGGGCUUCACCCACAACUGCGAUCUCGUCACCCACCGGCGCAUCCACACCGGGGAGAGGCCCUAUGAGUGUUCUGAGUGUGGGAAGAGCUUCAGUGUGAGCUCCAGCCUGAUCGUGCACCAGAGGAUCCACACUGGGGAGAGGCCCUACGAGUGUGAUAAAUGCAAGAAGAGGUUUCAGACCAGCUCCCUUCUCGUCGUGCACCAGCACAUUCACUCAGACAAGAAACCCUUCCACUGCCCUGACUGCGGGAAGGGCUUCAAGCACAACUCUGCUCUCAUCAGCCACCGGCGCAUCCACACUGGGGAGAGACCCUACAAGUGUGGGCAGUGUGGGAAGAGCUUCUCCCACAGCUCUCAGUUGACUAGACACCAACGGAGCUCACCGGACGCCGCCGCCAUCGCUCCGGACCCUCCCGGCUCUCACAUAACCGAGCAAACCCCGCGCUGCUCCCGCCCACCAAUCCCAGCGCGCGAUCGCUCCCGUAUUUGCAUAACCACACCCUGCGGUUUGGCCCCGCCCAUCGCCGGCUGCAGCCGCCUCCGGGCGCUGUUUGCUCCCAGUUCCCUCCCAGUGCUCCCAGUAAGAGCGGCACUGGCCGGGAAAGCGCUCCCAAUUCCUUCCCGCAGCUCUCAGGAUCGCUCCCAGUGCCGCGCCUGGGGCGGUUGUUUCGGAACCCGCCCAGGGCAGAGCGCAGCUGCUUCUGGGUGUCGGCACUGCCCGGGCCGGGCUGGGACGGAGGAGGAGCGGGAGGAAGAGGAGGGAGACCGGAACAAGAGAAGGAAUAUGAGCAUCCCCAACACCACGGGACUCCCCCGCCCGCACGCUCCGGCUGCAUCGCCCCCCCGGAACCCGCAGGAUUUCCCAUUCCCAAACCUUGGCCUGAUGCAGGAGGAGGAGGAGGCCGCGAGGAAGAUGUCCCGGGAGCCCCAGGCAGAGAAGGAGCUGAGGAUGGGGACCAGGGAGGACAAAUCCCCACAGCAGAACCUCGUGGAAGAGGCUGUUUUGAGCGGCUCCACAGCACAGGAACCCAACGGGGAGGAAAAGCCCCGGAGAUCCCUCCUGAGGAGGGGCUGCAAACGCAGAUCAUGGGGAUCCAAGGAGGAAAGACCCAACCUGGACCAGGGAGGCGGCCGGAGCUCAGAGCUGGGGGUCCAUGAGCAGCUUCAGGAUGGGGAGAAUCCCCACAAGUGUUCAGAAUGUGGGAAGAGCUUCAAGUUCAGAUCCAAGCUGAUCCGCCACAUGAGAAUCCACGUUGGGGAAGGGCCCUACAUAUGUGGGGAGUGUGGGAAGAGCUUCAGGAUGAACUCUGAACUGACCAUCCACCAGAGAAACCACACCGAGGAACAGCCCUACGAGUGUGAUAAAUGCAGGAAGAGGUUUCAGACGAGUUCCUGUCUCGUCAGGCAUCAGCGGAGUCACAGAGAUGAGAGGCCCUUUUGCUGCCCCCAUUGUGCAAAGGGCUUCAAGGACAAGUUUGUCCUCAUCACCCACCUGCGCAUCCACAGCGGGGAGAGGCCCUACAAGUGUCCUGAGUGUGGAAAGAGCUUCGCCCAGCACUCCACCCUGACUGCCCACCUGAGGACCCACACGGGGGAACGGCCCUACGAGUGUGCAGAGUGUGGGAAGGGCUUCAGGACGAGCUCUGAACUGACCAUCCACCAGAGAAGCCACACUGGGGAACGUCCCUAUGAGUGUGAGGAGUGUGGGCAGAGCUUCCACAAGAGCUGCCACCUGACCCGGCACAUGCGAAUCCACACAGGGCUGGAACGGCCAUACAAGUGUGGGGAGUGUAAGUGUGGGCAGUGUGGGAAGAGCUUGAGGUCGAGGUCUGAACUCAUUGUCCACCAGCGGAGCCACACCGGGGAGAGGCCCUUCGAGUGUGGGGAGUGCGGGAAGAGCUUCAUGUCAAAGUCCCACCUGGUUGGCCACCAGAGGAUCCACACUGGGGAGAGGCCCUUCGAGUGUGAUAAAUGCAAGAAGACGUUUCCAAUCAGCUCCAGUCUCAUUCUGCACCAGCAGCUUCACACAGAUGAGAGGCCCUUCCGCUGCCCUGACUGCGGGAAGGGCUUCACCCGCAACUGCAAUCUCAUCACCCACCGGCGCAUCCACACCGGGGAGAGGCCCUAAGAGUGUUCUGAGUGUGGGAAGAGCUCAGAGAGGUCUGCCUUGACCAGACACCAACAGAGCCACCACUAAGGGCAGCCUUGUGAGCGCCCCAAGUGCAGGAAGACCUUCGUGCCUGUGACACCCUUUGUCCUCUGAUUUUGGGUCCUUUUCCCCCACUUUGAUAUGUUUCUCUCUGUUUUGGAUCCUUUCCCCCUCUUUUGCGUCCCUUCUCCCUAUUUUGUGUCUUUUCCUCCCUAUUUUGGAUCCUUUCUCUGUCAUUUGGGUCCUUUCACUGUUUUGGGUCACUUCCCCCCUAUUUAGCGUCUGUUCCCCCCUAUUUUGGAUCCUUUCCCUCUUUUUCAUCCUUCCUCCCAAUUUUGGGCAUCCUCCCCUUUGACUUUGGCAAAUUUUUGGGUGCAUCUCACCCUGCAACCCCUCCCCACUCCUAAACCCCCUUCACCCCCCACCCCUGUCCACCCAGGCAUGUCCCCAGCUGUGUUCCUAACUGUCCCCCCAUGCCACAUGGACUCAGUGCUCGCUAUCCUGGAUGCCCUUGAGUCCCCAGCCCAGGACUGUGGAUCUCCUUUUCCAGGAGUUCCAGAGCUGGCCUGGCUUCCAGGGCACACCAGUGGCACUGGGGCUCGGGGUGGGUGGCCUGGUGGGAUUGCUGGGACGGGGUUUGGGGUCAUCUUGGCACUGACUGAGGGUCUUGUCCAAUCUGCAGUGAGGAGUGGCCCUGGCCAGAGAGUAUGGGAUGGAUGGGAGCAGGAGAGGUUGGACCCUGGUCCAGAUGGACACGAGACCAUGGAUCCCACUCUGGAUGGACACUGGUCCAGAUGGACACCAGAGCCAUGGAUCCCACUCUGGAUGGACCCUGGUGCAGAUGGACACGAGACCAUGGAUCCCACUCUGGAUGGACCCUGGUCCAGAUGGACACCAGAGCCAUGGAUCCCACUCUGGAUGGACCCUGGUCCAGAUGGACACCAGAGCCAUGGAUCCCACUCUGGAUGGACCCUGGUCCAGAUGGACACCAGAACCAUGGAUCCCACUCUGGAUGGACACUGGUGCAGACGGACACCAGAGCCAUGGAUCCCACUCUGGAUGGACACUGGUCCAGAUGGACACCAGAGCCGUGGAUCCCAGCUGGAUUCUGAUCUGGAUAGUGCCUGGCCCUGCAGCCCUCCAACCUGGCCUGUCCCCAGGCCAGAUGACCACCAGCCUGGCCACAUCCUGGCCCAUCCCACUGUCCCACCAGCCCAUCCCAGUAGCCCCCAACCCAAAAUCCCCCAAAAUAAACCCAAUGCUAUAACAUCAGCUCCACAUGGUCCCUGCAGAGCGAGAGGGAAACUGAGGCAAGGCCUGGGGAGGUGACUUUGUGGUGACAGGAGGGGACUUUGGGACCCACCCUGGAGACCCCAGAAAGAGCACCCACCCCCCAAAUUGUCGCCACAGCAUUGGUGUCACCCAGCUGUCACUGCAGGAGCCAUCAGCUGUCCCUCCAGGACCCACUGUGACCCUGCAGUCCCUUUGAGGGGUGACCCACGGUGUCCCCUCAGUGUCACUGGCAUGUCCCCAGUGGGAGCAGCGGCAUCACCUCCUGGGGCACAGGUGAGGGAGGAGGAGGUGGGGGGGGGGGCAGUGGCAUCCUUGGGGGCAUGGAAGUGGUUAGGGAGACACCAAAAAUGUUGUUGUCACUUGCCCCCCACUGUAGGAUGUGGGCCACUCUCUGUUUUAGGGCACUGGUGACAAAUUGGAGGGUGGCGGUGACAAAAAGCACAGGUGCCACCUCGGGGAUGGCACAGAGAGGGGUCCUGUGGUGCCACCAAGCCCCCCCCCAGGCUGAGGGAGUGACAAAGGGGGGGUUGGCAGGGGGGAGGGCAAGCGUGGCAGGGGUGCCACAGAAAUGCCCCCGGUUCACCUGUGCCCGGGAUGUGGGGGUGGCAGAGCUCCGGUCACCCUGUCUCCCUGGCAGCCUGUCACCGUGACCGUGUUCACAGGGGUCUUAGGAUGAGGGAAUAGACAAGGAUCUGACUCCAUGUUUCAGAAGGCUCGAUUUAUUAUUUUAUUAUAUAUAUUAUAUUAAAACUAUACUAAAAGAAUAAAAGAAAGGAUUUCAUCAGAAGGCUAGCUAAGAAUAGAAUAGCAAAGAAUGAUAACCAAGGCUUGUGGCUUGAACUCUCUGUCCGAGCCAGCUCACUGUGAUUGGCCAUUAAUUAGAAACAACCAACAUGGGCCAAUCAAAGAUCCACCUGUUGCAUUCCACAGCAGCAGAUAACCAUUGUUUACAUUUUGUUCCUGAGGCCUCUCAUCUUCUCAGGAGGAAAAAUCCUAAGGAAAGGAUUUUUCAUAAAAGAUGUCUGUGACAUAUCACCCUUUUUGUUUUAGUUAAAUUAAAAAGGAAAGUGUUUGUAAUUUCGUCUGCCAUACCCAUGCAGAGGAAAGAAAAAACACUUGAAGGGUUAUCUGUUGCCAAUGAAAAACCUCAAUCAAGUGCUGAUGUGGAAUGAUCAGGGAAAUUCUUCACUUGGAGAACAGAAAAUUCUACCAUAUCACUAAAACAAUCUUACAAUAUAAGAAAAUGCAAAAACAAUGCAAAGAAAUUCAUUGCUUCAACUCCAAACAGCUGAGUUUCAGGAGAAAGUCCAUGGACUGAAGAUGUUCUUCUUUGACAUUUCUGAAAGUCCCUUUUGGUCCUGAAACAGGCUUGCAGAAUCCUGAAACAACAAAUUGCUGAAGAAUAAUCAUCAAUAAUUAUCAAAAAUCCAUUGACAGUUAUCAAACAAUUUUGAGAAAAUUUCUUUAAUGUCUUGGCCACACCCCUUUAUGGAACCACUUGUAAUUUUUUGCUCUACAAUGCUUAUGAGCUGCUACUAGCUCUUUCAACUUUUUUUUUUUUUUCUGGAAAGAGCAGCAGCAGCAGAGAGGAGCCUGAGAGGCCCUGAGUGGGCCCUGGCCACCGUGGAAGGAUCAGGAACCCCAGACCUGCCCCACAGAACAGUGGUCCAGGUCCUGACAGGGGAAGCAAAGCCCCCAAACCCAACAGCCGGCUGGGCAGUGGCCCUGGCCCAGGGAACCGAGCCAAACAGCCAGGCCUGGCCUGCGAGGGGGGCUCUGUGUUGUCACAGCCUGGCACCACAGUGCCAGUGCAAUGGCAGAGCAAGUGACCAAACGCUUCCUUCCCCCAAAAUCACCAAUGCAUGCUGGCAGUGGGGGGACAGAAGCUGUCCCGAGAAUCUCCAUCUCGGGUGUGGGAAUGUUUGUUCCCCACAGAAAACAAGAGAUGAUGGUUUUUCGCCAUUCCCUCUGCCUCUGCAAUGCAAAUGCAAAAGGUGUUCCUCCCAUCUGCCUCCCAGUACCACCCCCACCCCAUCUGGCUGGGGACCAAAGGCAGAACUUUCAGGACCCACCUUCCCCUCGCCACUGGGGCGCGCAGGACAGCAGGGAGAUUCGCACCCCCCAAGGGGAAACAACCGACCAAACACCCCCCAACCCACCAAGAACGCUGAGCUAGAAAGAAGGCAGCCGGGCUGCACCCGCACUCAGCUGUUGAGCCAUCGGCCGGGGACGGUCUGAGCUCGGAUAUGCCGCCGGUUCCAGGGCAGCCUCUGACGCAGACAUGGAGGAUGGAGUUCCCGAAGGCGGCAGAACUGCCGGGGCGUCUGGUGGGGGCGGCGAGGCCAGAGAGAGUGCAGUUGCAGCAGGCUGCAGGGGAGGACGAGGGCAGCGGCGCCGGGUCUCUGGUCUCAACUGCAACCUCCGGCAUUGGCACUGCGGGCAAAGGCAGGGCCACCACGAGCAGGGCUAUGGGGACCCACAUGGGGUCAGCUCUUGGUGCAUCCGCAGGCGGCUCAGCCUCGGACACACGCUGGCAGCAACUGCCAUUGUCACUGAGUGCGUCGCCUAGCAACACAGGCGCAGCCGCGGGAAGCGGUGGAAGCGGUGCCUGAGCGCUGUUGCCUAGAAACACCGGCACAGCCGUGGGAAGCAGUGGAAAGCAGUGUGUCUGAGCUCACAGACACAGGCGGGCCGCCGCACCCACAGGCUCUGAUGGAGGGAAGGGAGAGGCCAUGUGGGGAAGCGCCCGCACCCGCGGGGAGGGUUGGGGAAGCCCUACAAAUUCGGGAGCUGGGACCUCGUGCACCGACGCCGCCCCCAGGUCUGAGCGAUGCGAGGUCCAAGAGGCUGGCCGGGGCGAUGCCUGCACGGCUUCCAGUGACAGCUCAGCCCACUCAAAACUCCUCUGAGAGCAACGGAGGACAGAAAAAGUGGCUCCAUCUGAGCAUUCUCCAAAAAUGCAGGGGAAAAACUUCUUCGGCUUCGGGCAAGACUUCACGCCUCUGCUGUGAGCCAGGGAGACUGGGAAGCAGCAGAUCGUCUCCCCAAAAAGGAACUUCUCCCGCGGGAAUUUGGGGGAAUAGGGCUUGCCUCCUGCAGUCAGCAAUCCAGGGAAAGGCAGCCCCUCUCUGUUUCAAAACCAGGAAGAGUGCCCUGAACAUAGGAUAAAUGCGGGGGUACCCGAAUCCACGGUUCAAAACGGCUUGGAAAAUGGAUUCCAUGCAUUCCCAUUCAAGCAUAUCAAGGGCAUAGAGCACAUUCAUAAAAACCCAAAGAACUUUGCCCAUCGAAAAAAACUCAUACAAAUAUCUCUCCAACAGGGGAAUUCACCCCAUUUUUGCCAGAGGGCAAUAAGUUUCUCCUCUGAGGGGGAGAAAUGAACAUCUGCCUCUCUGGGAGAGGUCCCCCACAUGUGCAGCCACAAUCUGCGCAUGGCAGCACCUUCAGGAAAGGAAAAGCUAACAGUACCUUGUGACAGUGUCCAGCACACUCUGGCCAGCUGCUUGGUCCUUCUAGGCUUUCCAAACACCUUCCCGGAGGCUUUGCAAAAGGUUCUCUCUGUGAUUAGCCUUGCUGUGAACUCUGUCCAAAUCAGGAUCUUCAGUUCGUCAGCUCCUGGCUAGAGUCCACUUCUGUGGUCACUUGUGAGGUGACCAUUAAUGCCACAUACCCAGGGUUUACCCAGAAGUACCAAUGCUUCUCUGGUGGUCUCACCAAGUGAUAAAUUUCUUCCUCAUUCACUUGAGGGUCACCAUCUGUGACAGUGGUCACGGGACUUUUCAGAUGAAGGGAGAGAUGAGAAUGUUGACUCCAUGUUCAGAAGGCUGGAUUUAUUAUAUUAUUAUAUAUACAUUACAUUAUAACUAUACUAAAAAGAAAUAGAAGGAAAGGUUUCCUCAGAAGCUACCUAAAUGAAGAAUAAAAAAGAAUUAAUGACAAAGGCAGCAGGCUCGGACAGAGAACGAGAGCCAAUUCUGCAGUGACUGGUCAAUAAAUGCAAACAUCUACAAGAGACCAAUCACGAAUCCACCUGUUGCAUUCCACAACAGCAGAUAACCAUUGUUUACAUUCUGUUUCGGAGGCCUCAGCUCCUCAGAAGACCAAAAAUCCUAAAGAAAAGAUUUUAACAAAAAUGUGUCUGUGACAACUGGUAAAAUCUUAGGUGGUCCAUCCACCCAUAGAUGAGGUCUCCAAAUUUGCCCCAAAAGUGGGUCCAGCUUUUAUAGGGCAAAAAGAGCAAGUCCAAGUGACUGGAUGAUAUUUUUUGGCCGGGAUAGCCCUUCAGCUGACGGCACACUUCACAAUCAGCCGGGGACACAACUAGGCCAAAGCCCAGACCUCUGCUGGGAAGCUUUCUCUUCAAACACCCUUCAAACAAGCCUCCAUGCAAGUCAGUUGGGAAAGGUUUUUCAAAUUAUACAUUUCUGGCGCCUAACUACACAGGGUUAUGUGAAAGAUUCUAAAGCAGCCGCUCUGGAGUCAAAGAGCCAGCCCUAAGAGUCCUUGUCAUCUAUUUGUAGCUAAAUCCCACUUUGGGGGAGUUGAAGGAAUUUGGAACGAGCUAGAGAGCAGACCACUGAGUUUUUUAGAUGAUGCCAUUGCUUUUUCUUCUCUUCUACAUAGGCAGGAAGGGUGAGUUGGGCUCACAUCUCCACCGCAUGGCUCACAGGGCCGCAAGACUUGUAGUUACAAGAGCUUUGAAGGAUUUCUUGGCCAAGAAGACACGGCCAACAAGGAUUUUUAUGUUUUGGACCCAAUCUUCAAGAUUUCAUCUUACGGACUCAUGCUCUCCGAGUCUCUAGCUGGUCAGAGUGACCCCGAGAUAAGUUAGAAAGUCUCUUUUCCCAGCCCGGUGGUCGAAGAAGGAGUCAGAGCCCUUCAUUUGUCAGUCUCAAGGUUGUUUAUUGCAUCUUAUCGAUAAAAUUCUUUCUCCUGUCCUGCCGAGGUCCGCUCAGCAAGACAGUCUAAGGCACUCUGCCUCCCCUGGGGUGGUGUUAUCUUUUUAUACUAAAAACUACCUGUACAAUAUUUACAAUUACUUUCCAAUCCCUAUCAUCUAUGUUAGACAGUGAGCUUCUGCUCUAGACCAAUCUCAAAUGCCAACAUCACAGCAGAAGAGGGAGGCCAAGAAGAAGGAGAAAGGCUGGACAUGCCCAGAUUCCUCCAUCUUGCCCCCUGAAGCCCCAUUCUAAAAACCCUCAAAAUCUAGUUUUCCACUCUGGGAUAAAUUCACUAUCAUUCUACUUCAA